AUGAGUUACUACAACAGCUACUCUGGAGGCCUGGGCUAUGGCUAUGGAGGCUUCGGGCGCCUGGGCUAUGGCUAUGGAAGUGGCAGUUACCAUAGACUGGGCUCUGGCUAUGGCUUUGGUGGCUAUGGGUAUGGCUCUGGCUUUGGAGGUUAUGGCUAUGGCUACAGCCGCCCACUUUACUAUGGAGGAUAUGGGUUCUCCACCUUCUACUGA
Molecule: messenger RNA, 213 nt
Organism: Microtus oregoni (creeping vole)
Lineage: Eukaryota; Metazoa; Chordata; Mammalia; Rodentia; Cricetidae
Product: keratin-associated protein 19-5-like
Exons: 1
Coding region: 1-213 (70 amino acids)
Source: RefSeq, a predicted model, not a curated record